This is a messenger RNA of Fusarium mangiferae, 1011 nucleotides long. RefSeq lists its product as uncharacterized. The transcript has 3 exons. Lineage: Eukaryota; Fungi; Ascomycota; Sordariomycetes; Hypocreales; Nectriaceae. The record is from RefSeq and is a predicted model, not a curated record. Gene Ontology annotation, molecular function: ubiquitin protein ligase activity; zinc ion binding. Bases 1 to 1011 code for a protein of 336 amino acids.
AUGGGGUCUGCCAGUGUGAAAUCAACCAGAAUUUUGCGUUCUGCUGCUCGUGACAAUCUCAAGACACCGCAAGAGCCAGUCUCACCAGAUCUGAUUAACACGGUCAAAGCGGGUCAGUCAUCCCAGAAAGCUACAAGCGUUCAGCAUGAUGCACUUUUGCCACCAGCACCAAUGAGGCGCAAAGCCCAUGAAAUCACUGAAGAAGAAGUCUCGUAUCAAGCCGAGAAGGAGAAGAAAGUGAAGAAACCGAAAGUCGCAAAUGAAGAAAAGCGACUCCGCAGGUUCAGACCUAAGCCACCUCAGUCGUUUCAUGAGAUCUACGACCGGGCUCUUUCUCAGCGCUUUUACGUGCUUAAUCGCGUCAGGGGAGGAACCCAAGACUGCCCUGAGGAAGAUGUUGAGAUGACAGGAUCGACUGGAAACAUCUACACUGUUCAUGUUGGAAAACAGCCGCGAUGUACGUGCCCUCACCAUGAGAAGGGCCAUCAGUGCAAGCAUAUUCUCUAUGUCAUGAAGCAAGUUCUCAACGCGCCUUUUAAUCUCGUCUACCAGCUCGCGCUUCUGAGCACUGAACUUCAAUCAAUCUUUGCCUCUGCGCCUCCCAUUUCGGCCCCUGGACAAGCAGAGUCCGACAAGCGGAAGCCCAUCGAUGGCGAUUGUCCCAUCUGCUACUGUGAGCUUGACGAGAAGAACCAAGAGUCUAUCGUUUGGUGCGCUGCCGCCUGUGGUCAGAACAUUCACGAGGAGUGUUUCAGGAUGUGGGCGCAGACAAAGGCUGGUGGGAAAGUGACUUGCCCCAUGUGUCGCAGUGUCUGGAAGGGUGACGAGAAGCUUGUAGCAAAGGUUCAGAAGGAUAAAGGCGCCGUGCAGGAGGGGUAUGUCAAUGUUGCGGACCAGCUUGGCAUCAGUCGUGAGAGAGAUGAGUCGAGCUAUUCGCGAUGGUAUGGAAUUCACAACAGACGUCGAGACCCGAACUGGGAGGGUAACAGUUCUUGGCAUGGAGGGUGGUGA